AUGGGUAAAGCCUCUUCUUCAAUUUCCAUACUGGAAAUGAACCUUAAACUGCUGUGCAGAUGGUACUACACACCUGCCCGUCUGCAUCAGUUAUUUCCAAACACCCCAGCUACAUGCUGGAGAGGCUGCCAAGAAAGUGGUACCCCGUAUCAUAUCUGGUGGCAGUGUCCAAAAGCUAAAACCUACUGGGAGGCUAUUGAGAAAGAAAUUGCACUAGCAUUAAAUAUACCCAUGACAUUUGAUAAAAGACGAGGAACCAGAAAAAGCUGGGAUGCCAAGCAGUUUAUUCAAACAAAAGAAUCUGCUUCUCUAGCCUAUGUGGUGGAUACUACAGGAUCUAUGGGAAGUUCUAUAGGACAGCUGAAGUUAGCUAGCAGCUGGCUUCUGGAAAGUGUGUCUUUGAGAUUGCCAUGCGGAGUUCGGCAAUAUACCAUGGUGGAAUUUAACGACCCAAGUGUUGGACCUGUUAACAUAACAUAUUCUAAAACAGAAUUUAAUUAUCUGUUUAAUUCAAUCCGAAUUUAUGGAGGAGGUGACUGUCCAGAACUGGCUAUGAGUGGACUGGAAUUAGCUUUAAUAAAUUCGCCACCCAACUCUUUUAUAAUAGUGCUUACAGAUGCUUCUGCCAAAGAUUACAAUUAUUUAAACCUUAUGAAGAACGUUUCUCGUCUCUUAAAUGAGAAACAAUCACAGGUCCUCUUUGUAUUGACAGGACUUUGCUCAAAUAUAAAUAGACCCGACUACCUGGUUUACAGAAAUAUUUCAUCUAUGAGCUUUGGACAUGUUUUUAGAGUACAAAUUUCAGACAUCGGCAAAGUCUUUUUCUACUUGGAUACCAUCCUUUCAACACCCCUCAAUAGCUCAACCAGAUUGUUUUCUGGUGACAAUGAUUUUGGCACUUAUUCAUACGACUUUGUUAUUGAUGAUAUUUAUUCAUCUGUGUUAGUGACCACAGAUGGACCUAUAAAUUCUCUUUAUAUUUCAAAUCCUGCUGGAUUCCAUGAAACACCAAAGAUUCUGGUAUCUGAAGUUUGGGGUGCCAUAUAUUUAUUGAAGUAUCCCAUGAUUGGUAAUUGGUCAAUAUCUGCAUCUGCAGGAGGUACUCAUUCUAUAAGAGUGCAGGGACUGACAGCUACUGAUGACUGCUCAUUAUGUCACCACAAUGCAAUUUGUGAAGAACAUUUUGGCAUUCAGACAUGUGUCUGCCAAGAUGGAUAUAAUGGAGAUGGACUUUCAUGUUUUGAUAUUGAUGAAUGUGCUUAUUCCUGGACAAACAACUGUACUCAUAUCUGUUUAAAUAACGUUGGUUCUUAUACCUGUCUUUGUCCAAGUGGGUACAACAUAACCUCAGGAAAUAUUUGUGUAGAUAUUAAUGAAUGCUCAAGCCCUGAACUCAACAGUUGUCAUCCUGAUGCCAAAUGCACAAACUACAUUGGUUACUAUACUUGUGCAUGCAAGCCUGGAUAUUCUGGAGAUGGAUAUUACUGUAAAAUGGAUUCAUGCGCCAGUGGCGUGUGUGGAUUUGGGAUGGAAUGCAUUGAGCACAGUGGAUCGGCUUAUUGUUCUGACCCAUGUCUUAAUUAUACAAGUCUUAAUGAGCCCUGGAGGAGCACUGCUAACACAGCUGUAUAUCCUAUACACUGUGACAGUGACAAAUAUGGGUGGCAUCGAUUUGAAGGCAGUGGGGGAAGUCGUAUUCCAGAAGUCUGUGUUCCUGAAAAUAGCUGCGGUACAGCUGCCCCAAUGUGGUUAAAUGGGGCCCACCCUAUGCUCGGAGAUGGUAUUGUACGUAAAACUUCAUGCGCUGCCUGGAGCGGACAUUGCUGUAAUUGGUCAUCAGACAUAUAUAUUAAGGCUUGUCCUGGUGGAUACCACGUCUACAAAUUAAGUGGAACUCCAACCUGCAGCUUGUCAUAUUGUACAGAUCCAGCUACUGCCCAAACGCCUGACUCAUGCUUAUGUGCCCCAGAUGAGGAAUGUAGAUUGGUUGGUAAUAUCCAUAAAUGUUUCUGCAAAUAUGGUCCUAGCAUCACUGAUCCUAAAGACUUACGACCUACACUUACAUGUGGAAAGUCAGAGAUUAAAGUUUCAUUUCGAGCAUGUGAGCUCAGGACACUUGACCUGGACACUGAAAACAUCCACCUCAUUGACAGACAUUGCGUGGGAUACCUGGAAAGCAAUGGCAGCCUUGUGUCUGUAUCAUCCCCUCUACAAUCAAAAAUUUGCGGAAAUACUUUAACUAAAAAUACCACACAUGCCAUUUACAAGAACACAAUUUAUUUACCACCGGACCCUGAUCAGGUCAUCAUGAGGGAAGAGGUCUAUGUUCAUUAUUCCUGCGUGUACCCUCUGGAUAUGAAACUUUCUCUUCAGACAUCUUUGAAGCCAAUUCUAAGCUCAGUAGACGUCGAUAUUGAAGGCACUGGACAAUUUAAGGUAAUUAUGGCUGUUUAUAAAGAUGGGAACUACACCACACCUUAUGAGGAAACAGAGGUCAAACUGUCAACAGAAUCCAUAUUAUAUGUUGGAGUCUUUCUUGAUGGUGGAGACACAUCUCAUUUUGAUUUGGUGAUGAAAAAUUGCUUUGCAACUCCUACAAGAAAUUUUGAGGAUCCUGUUAAAUAUGACAUUAUCAAAGACAGUUGCCCUAAUAAACAGGAUCCAACUAUAAAUGUUCCUGCAAACGGCAUCUCAAGCCAAGGACAAUUCUCUGUGCAGAUGUUUAAGUUUGUUGGAGAUUAUAGCAACGUCUUCCUGCACUGUGAAAUUAACCUUUGUGACAAUAAGUUACAUUCAUGUCAACCUCUUACUCAGGUGCUAAAUGUAGAAGGAGGCACCCCUGCCCUUGGAGCCUUCGGCUCUUUCAGAUUUAUUCUUAUAAAAGAGCAACACACUAAGAUCUGUGCAAAUGUAGACCUUAGUGGAUUGAACUUUCACAAGAAUAAACCUUGUUCUAAAAAGAGCUAA
Bombina bombina (fire-bellied toad) is the source of this 2967-nucleotide messenger RNA. Its product is annotated as uromodulin-like. The record is from RefSeq and is a predicted model, not a curated record. The transcript has 14 exons. Gene Ontology annotation, cellular component: apical plasma membrane; cell surface. Bases 1 to 2967 code for a protein of 988 amino acids. Lineage: Eukaryota; Metazoa; Chordata; Amphibia; Anura; Bombinatoridae. Gene Ontology annotation, molecular function: calcium ion binding. Gene Ontology annotation, biological process: neutrophil migration.